Messenger RNA from Aspergillus homomorphus CBS 101889, 743 nucleotides. RefSeq lists its product as uncharacterized. The transcript is spliced from 2 exons. The coding region runs from base 205 to 630 and encodes 141 amino acids. Lineage: Eukaryota; Fungi; Ascomycota; Eurotiomycetes; Eurotiales; Aspergillaceae. The record is from RefSeq and is a predicted model, not a curated record.
UCCACGGUCUACUGUAUACGAUAACUAUAGAUCCUCCCCUCGCACCACACCAAAGUUAGAUCCUGUAUCUACCUCGCAACCCAGCACCAAGUUCAACUAACUACACGAACAAAUUACUCACUAACUAUUAACUAACGAUAACUUGAGGAACCCACCACUACUCCGUAAUUAGAGCGAGAGAAAAAGUUAUAUAUAGCAGCAAGAAUGGGUCCUGACCUUUUUUUCUCCCUCUCCCUCCCCCACCAUCCUUUUUUUCGCGCUCUCUUUCCGAUAUCAAUUCGCUACCGGUCAACCCGUUUCCCUGCCACCCACACAAUACGAGUUCGGUCUCUUCAUCCCGUUACUCUUUCCUUAAUGUUCCCGACUUUGGGGAUUGGUAUUAUUUUAGACUCUGUCUGGCUUUAUCUUUUGUUGGUAGGGAUUACAUUUUGGGAUGGACAGCGUGGGAAAGGGCGUGGCCGUGGACUUGGUUGGGUAUUGGGGUGCGCUGGGUUUGCUGGUGGACUGGCGAGCGCGGGCCGCCUGAGGACCGGUAAAUUAAGCGACGGAACUAAAACUAACCAAGCUUGUCUUCAAUGUCUUGAAGUUGUGUUGUUGACCUUUCGCUGCUUGCAUUUGGGUAGCCAGUGAAAGGGGAUUGGAAAAUGAGUAGACUUAGCGACUAAGCUGAGAUAGAGGCCAAUUUGAGACGGUCUCUCCAUCUGUGAGAAUUGUGUGUGUGUAGACAAAUGAUAUGGGGUCAG